AUGGAUGAUGACAAAAUAUCAUUAAUAUUUUUUACAGAAGGAGAAGAAUUUGAUAAAAAUCAAAAAUUAAAAAGUAAUUUAUAUCCAUAUUCAAGAGGAGGUUUUUCGUUACUUGAAUUAUGUUGUUAUCAUGGAUCUGUUGAUUGCUUUAAGCUUUUAAGAACCAAAUUUCAAUCAGAAAUCACUCCAGAUUGUCUUAGAUUUUCAUUUUUGAGUGGAAACAAAGACAUUAUGAAUGAAUGCUUGAAAGUACAAAAACCAGAUUAUUAUUGCAUGGAAUAUGCAAUUAUAUCACAUAAUAUUGAUUUUGUCACAUUUUUGAUGAAUGAACACAACAUAGAAAUUGAUUUAGAAAUGUGCUCUCAAUACAAGAAUCUUCAAUCAUUUUUAGUUUACUUGGAUCAAACAAAUGAUAUCAACACAUGCUUUGUUUAUUCUCGUCAUUUCCAUCUUUCAUCACUUUUUGAAUAUUUUAUUUCAAAUGGUGCAGAUAUCAAUGCUAAAGACGAAGUUGGAUGUACCCCUCUUCAUCUAGUAGCCAGUGAAAAUAACAUUGAAAUGGCAGAAAUUCUUAUUUCAAAUGGAGCAGAUAUCAAUGCUAAAGACGGAGUUGAAGCGACCCCUCUUCAUUAUGCAGCCAGUAAUAAUAGCAAAGAAACUGCAGAAAUUCUUAUUUCAAGUGGUGCAGAUAUUAAUGCUAAAGACGAAAGUGGAUGUACCCCUCUUCAUAAUGCAAUCAGAUUCAUUGGAAAAGAUACAGCAGAAAUUCUUAUUUCAAAUGGUGCAGAUAUCAAUGCUAAAGACAUAUAUGGAUGUACCCCUCUUCAUUUAAUAGCCAGUAAUAAUAGCAAAGAAACUGCAGAAAUUCUUAUUUCAAAUGGAGCAGAUAUCAAUGCUGAAAACAAAGAUGGAUCUACCCCUCUUCAAAUUGAGGCCAGUAAUAAUAGUAAAGAAACAGCAGAAAAUCUUAUGCUAUUAUAA
Messenger RNA from Trichomonas vaginalis G3, 981 nucleotides. Its product is annotated as proteasome regulatory particle assembly. Gene Ontology annotation, molecular function: protein binding. The transcript has a single exon. The record is from RefSeq and is a predicted model, not a curated record. NCBI's taxonomy places the organism in Eukaryota, Parabasalia, Trichomonadida, Trichomonadidae. Bases 1 to 981 code for a protein of 326 amino acids.